UCGAUUCUAUCUGUUCGAUGGUACAAAUUUUACAAAUGAAUAAAACUUAGCUUAUAAUCAUAAUAUAAAUGAUAUUUAUUCAUCAUAUAUAUUAUUUUAACGAUUUCAAUAUAUUUCAACAUUUUUGUGUACAUAUUAUUUUGAGUUUAUUCUAGGAGGGGUUAAAAAAAAACUUAAAUUGAGUAUCUCGAUUAUUAUCGAUAUAUUUUGAACUUAGCUAAUAACACUAAGUAGUGUUGUUUGAUGGUCAAGUUCAGAGUUUGUCUAUUUUUAACGAUAUCAUAACAAAUUACUGGGCACUUAAUACUAUGUGCAUAAACGAUGUGCAAAAUAUAGAUGUGGGCCAUUUAAUAAGGGCUUGCGGUAGGUAAAAGACAAUAUAUUAUAUAAGCAGAGAAAACAUGUAUAAAGUGACCAGUGAAAUCUAUGGUGAAACAAACUAUAACUCAAUCAAAGGCGACAAUGGAAGGGUAUUGUCCAAAUUUAAAUUCAAAUAUCCACAAGACGAUGAGAAUGUAGUAGCCCAAAACGGUAUGCUUGUUGAUAAAGACGGUGACCUAAUAGUGCAAAGGAAAAGGGGAUCGACACUAGAUGGUGUGAUUGUCAUUGAACACUCUGAAGCCACAGAAUUACGAUUGGUGGGACUGCAAGUCUGGAGAGGUGCGCUGCUAUUAGCUGACUAUAUUUUUCAUAAACGUACCGAAUUUCGUGAUAAAUUUAUUUUGGAGUUGGGUGCAGGCGUUGGAUUGACAAGUAUUGCUGCAGCUCUCUAUGCGCAACAGGUCGUAUGUACGGAUGUGAAUGUUGGUGGGAUAUUAGACUUAAUACGUGAAAAUGUAAAACAUAACUCGAAAUUGCUUCAAAAUCGCAAUAACAUUAAUGUAUUGGAGCUCGACUUUCUGAAGCCUAUUGAAGAGUAUGCUCCUGCUCUGCUAAGGGCUAUUGCUAAUUGUGAUAUUGUAGUGGCAGCUGAUGUGAUCUAUGAUGAUGAUUUAACUAAUGCAUUCAUACGUGUUAUAGAUGUGUUUUUUGAACGUGGAAGAUUAUCUGGUAAAAAUAAAACGGUUUUAAUAGCUUUGGAGAAACGUUACGUUUUCACACUUACGGAAUUGGACACAACAGCGCCAAUGUUUGAAUAUUUUUUAAAACAAACUAUGCAUAAACCAUGGCUAUUUGAGUAUAUCGACACAAACAGCUUUUCACAAUAUUUUGAAUAUGAUCGUUCCAGACAUUUAGUUCUGUUAAAAGUUACUUAUGAAAAAUAAAGAUUAUUUAUAAAAUUAA
Messenger RNA from Bactrocera oleae (olive fruit fly), 1284 nucleotides. Its product is annotated as methyltransferase-like protein 22. The record is from RefSeq and is a predicted model, not a curated record. Gene Ontology annotation, molecular function: protein methyltransferase activity. NCBI's taxonomy places the organism in Eukaryota, Metazoa, Arthropoda, Insecta, Diptera, Tephritidae. Gene Ontology annotation, cellular component: nucleus. Gene Ontology annotation, biological process: protein methylation.